AUGACAAAAAACAUUGGUGAUGUUCUAUUUGUGAUAAAAAACCAGGGUUUUUAUCACAAAUUGAUACAAAUUGAUAAAACCAUUUUUACUUUAUUUGUAGAACUUAAAAAUACAUUUAAAAGUAGCGAGAAGAGGAAGCGAGAAGAGGAAGCGAGAAGAGGAAGCGAGAAGAGGAAGCGAGAAGAGGAAGCGAGAAGAGGAAGCGAGAAGAGGAAGCGAGAAGAGGAAGCGAGAAGAGGAAGCGAGAAGAGGAAGCGAGAAGAGGAAGCGAGAAGAGGAAGCGAGAAGAGGAAGCGGAAAAUGCUAAAUUAUAAAUCAUUUAAAUUUGUUUUCUGUUUACAAAGCAUGUUUUUGAAUAACCCUCAAAAAGUUUUUUGGUUGUAUUAUUUAUUUCAAUUCGAAAUUGAACUAACAAGUAAUACCCCCUCUUUGAUGUUUUUCUAUCUUGUCAUGUAUUUUCUAAUUAUAAAUUGGUUGCCGUCUUUUGAUAAUAUUUUGAUAAUUUAUUAA
Entamoeba invadens IP1 is the source of this 510-nucleotide messenger RNA. RefSeq lists its product as hypothetical. NCBI's taxonomy places the organism in Eukaryota, Evosea, Mastigamoebida, Endamoebidae. Gene Ontology annotation, cellular component: membrane. The transcript is spliced from 2 exons. Bases 1 to 510 code for a protein of 169 amino acids. The record is from RefSeq and is a predicted model, not a curated record.